AUGCCUACCGACAAGUAUCACUCAGCACCAUACGAACGUGCGCGUCCAGUAGCCACACCAGUCAGGCACUUAACUUUGACGCACGAACGUCAGCAACGCAAAACGUUGUUAAAUCGAAAACGACGUGAGCGGAAAAAACGAGUGGUAACGGCGAUAAAUAUGAUGGUGAUGGAGCAGGAACAAAACGUACAUCAACAAUCCGCUCCAUCACUUCCAGAAGAAGAUGGCAAUGAUAGUGAUGAGGGACCGCCGAGCCAUGUAGCAGAACUCAUCCGCACAGAUGAGUCAUCCGACAUGGAGGAUUUGGCAGACGAUAUGGAGCGUCUCGGUGGAAACAAACAACCACAACACCAGGAUAAAAGCAACAAUUAA
Didymodactylos carnosus is the source of this 372-nucleotide messenger RNA. Lineage: Eukaryota; Metazoa; Rotifera; Eurotatoria; Philodinida; Philodinidae. The record is from the annotation of a GenBank genome assembly.